This is a messenger RNA of Dendronephthya gigantea, 2769 nucleotides long. RefSeq lists its product as uncharacterized. The record is from RefSeq and is a predicted model, not a curated record. The transcript is spliced from 2 exons. NCBI's taxonomy places the organism in Eukaryota, Metazoa, Cnidaria, Anthozoa, Malacalcyonacea, Nephtheidae. Bases 653 to 1855 code for a protein of 400 amino acids.
CGUAUGAUAGGAACGUAUGAGCCGCGUAUAAAGAUCAUUUCAUUCAUUUUUAUACGCACGAAAAAGUCCGUAAAAAUAGGACAUUUUGCAUAAAAUUAACUUAUUAAACGUAUGAGUAUCGUAUGAGUAGCCUGUCGCUGGCGUAUGCCAGCGUAUGAAUAGCUUACGAGAAGCGUUUGGAAUGCGCAUGUCAAGUAUACCACUGGCGUUUCACAGACUUUAAUCGUAUGUAAGCGGCAGUAUUUUCACACGGCUCCAUUCGAGAAAAUGUCAAACCUACAGUGAAAAAAGAAGAAGACACCAUGGCAAAUAAGAAGACAUCAUCUACCCGCGGACGAAGAAAAGGAAAGAGGACUCCAUCAUCAGCCGUUGCCAAAGCUGACGAACAACGUGUUUGUGCACCUGCAGAUGUAGUUGAACCACCUGAUGAUGAUGCACUUAUUCCUGAGACAUCUUUAAAUAAUGCGCCACAUGUUCCUGAGCUCUCAAAGUCCCCAACACAACCUUCCCAAGACUCCCAUAAUUCAUCGGCUUUAUCAUCUGAAACCAUUGAUGACUUCACCUCCUUCCGGCGGGCUGAUAGCAAGAAGAAAAUUAGAGGAAGAGGGCGAAAAAAAACCCCUACAACCUCAGCGCCACAGAAGAGGAGCUGAUGCUGGAGUUUAUCAUGGACAAUCCUGUGCUGUGGAAUGUGAAGAUGACAGAUUAUAGGCGAAAAGACAAGAAAGAGAAGAUCUGGGAAGAGCAAGCACAUCAGAUGAAUAAGACUGUUGACAUCCUCAAGGGCUGGUUCAGAUCGUUGCGCGACACCAAUAUACGCCUUGACAAGAAGAAAAGCGGGGAUAGUGCUCCAAACCUGACUAAGAGAGAACAGUGGAUCCUCUCAAAGUUUGCCUUCCUGAAGACUGUCACUCGCCACCGACCGGAGCCCAUGCAGAGUGUGAAGGAAACCAUCCAGCUUCACAGAGGGGAUCUCAAUGCUGCCGAGAGCGCCUGCGCUGAUAUGCAGGAUGUCUUAGAUGAAGUCACUCCAAUACCAUCAUCUACCGCUGGAAGGUCCCACAAGCGACCUCAGGACACAGAGAGUGACGUCCUUGAGACUCUACAUAAGAGAGUUGCUGAGUCUGGCACCAUCCUCAAAGACAUCUACAAAGCCAAACAACAGCCCAUUACAGCACGAAGUGUCUUUGCAAAUUAUGUUAAAGAGAGCCUUUUGACUAUGUCCAAGUCCAAGUACAAGAAGGCAAGGUCCUCCAUCAAUAGGUUAUUGUCUGAACUCAUGGAUGAGGACAGCGAUGAUGAAUUUCCAAGUGCAAUGGCGGCUCCAUCUAUCAAAGUAAACCAACAAGAGAUCCCUUCUCAACCACCCCACGAUUUGCACCCUACUACAAGUAUUCCCUUCUGUUCAUUUAGAGCAUCAGCACCAUCCUUCUCUGAGCAUUAUCAGAAACCUAGCAACAUGCCUAUAAACAUGCCCCUGGCAUCGUUGGUGAGAGGCUCUCAGCCCAUGGAGUACAUGCAGCAGUUUCACCAGCGGUUAUUUCAGUAUCCACAUCAUCACAAGACUACCACUAAACAACAGCAGAUGAUUCCUCCUUCCCAACAACUUGCUCAGCAACCGUUUCAGCAAACUCAGCAACAAUGCACUCCUACCUCUGGCCCGGUUCGUGCCUCUUUGGCUUCUGCAACAGAGUUAAUAACGGAAACGUCUAGCCCAACGCCGCACAGUCCAAGCUCAGCCUUUGAGCAAAGUCACCCGAACAUUACUAGUCUUUCAGGAUUUCGAGACAUCAUGGAAUCUACUGAUGAUAUUGGAUUUCAGGAUGAGGUUCUCAACCUUCAACCACCAACGUGAAAGAAGUAUUGACUAUAGACCACGGUGGCUGUAUGGCUUCAUCAUUGUCUCUCGGAGGGCAAAGGCAUCAUCACCUACAAAGAAGUAGGGGACACUCUGAUAGUCAUUUGGUAAAGCAUCGGGGAUGGGGAAUCCUAUAGUUCCGUCUUCUGUUAAUUCUUUGAUUUCAGAGUUGUUGAAGAUCUGUGCGUCCGAUGAUGACCCUUUACUACGGAGGUCUGCCCAGAUGAAUUUAUAAUCUGCGUCUACAAGGCCCAUGAGUACAACAGAGUAGAAUCCCUUGUAGUUGAAAUAUUGGGAUCCACUUUUUGGUGGACACUUGCAGGUAAUGUGCUUUCCAUCUAUAGCACCACAUGUAUGGGGGAAGUUCCACCUCUUGAGGAACUUAUCAGAUAUGGCACGCCAUCCCUCUGGCGUGGUAGGGCAGGUCAUUACUUCGGACAUGUAUUCGUCGAUGAUGGCUUGGCAAACCUCUCUGACAAUAAGUGACUGGGUGUUGUGGGGGACCCUCCAUCCGUACUUCAUGGCUGAAUACGUGCUCCCAGAGGCAAGUUGUCGCAAAGUCAAAGAGAGCUUCAGCCCAGGCUCCAGGGGUCGCCUAUACCAGGUAUGUUUCUUGGUUAUCCUGGGACUCACUCUUGCCAGAAGUUCAUCAAACAUCUCGGGGACCAUCCCCAUAAAGUUCUUAAAACAUCGCGUAUCCUCGCUUCGAAGUUCCACCAGAAGUUGGUCGUAAAUGAACUGCCUUCGCCUUCCGAUCCAUGAUCUCUUCCAUACCUCACGUCUUUUUCUUUUUCCUUUUCUCCUUUUCCUUCUGUUAUUUUCUAUGUGACGAAUCGUCAAAGCUAUGAGAUCAAACUGGUAUUCAAGAACAGCUAACUCCAUCCUUUAUCCUCGAAGGUACAAGAUGAUAU